Molecule: messenger RNA, 8734 nt
Organism: Ornithodoros turicata
Lineage: Eukaryota; Metazoa; Arthropoda; Arachnida; Ixodida; Argasidae
Product: pleckstrin homology-like domain family B member 1
Exons: 22
Coding region: 324-3827 (1167 amino acids)
Molecular function (GO): protein binding
Source: RefSeq, a predicted model, not a curated record
AGUUGUGCGGCUGCUUGCUCUCGCUAGUGUCGAGGAGAUUGCGUGAAGGGGAUUGUGUAUGUUUCAGUCUUCGCUCAUUGUGCAUGUUUGGUGUGUUUGUUGUGAUAUUUACACGUAGUGUUUCGUCUGGCAAUACCUCUACACCAGUGCGUGCACGUAUUCAACAUAUCUUGACUUCACCCUGCGGAGUACAACGGCUUGCCAGUGCAGUAAAUGGUGUUGUGUACUGGUGAAAGUGAUGAGCAUGCAGUGUCGUUCUGCUCGUUUAUAACUCGUUCAUAUUCAGUUUGGUCUGUUAUCCCAAUGAACGGAAGCUGACAGCGAUGACCACCGUAAGGCUGCUGAGCAAUUCUGAUCUGUUUGGAUCGCCCCACCAUCUCAAUGGCAGCAGCGGUUACAAUAGCCUACCCAGAGACCAUGGUUCCAUGCACAAGAGUGCGCUCGUGGUGAGCGAUGGUGGCCGAAGUGGAAGCCUCAAGCUGCAACAAGAGCAACCGCACUUGGUUAGCCUCGGAGGCAGCCGUCUCAGCACCACCGUUACCAUUCACCCACUGCCACUUGGCAAGACACGAAUUGGUCGAGCAGAGGCUCCUCCACGGCCAGAUAUUGUGCAGGAUAUAACUAUUGAAGGAAAGGGCAUUGAAGCUGACCACUGCUACAUUCUCAAUGACUCUGGCAAGGUGACACUACACCCUUUACCAGGCAAGCUUAUCUCUCUCGACGGCAUGACUGUCACACAACCGACCAGGCUACAUCAAGUGGUUUCCUGUUUUUGUUCCAAAUCGGCCGAGGCGGAAGACACCUGUGGCACAAUCUGCGUGGGCAGGUCCAAUUUUUUUCGGUUCAAUCAUCCUGAAGAGGCCCACAAUAUGAAACAAGCAUUGCCCAACACAAGACUCUCUGGAAGCACAACUGCCUUUUUCCCAGUGACAGAACCACCAGGCCGCUUUCGUGAAACUCCUCCGUCAAGAGCAUCACCUCGCACAUUCGACGUUGACAACAACGUGGACUUCGUAGACAAAGUGUCAAAGUUUGAGCUUCUGUCUCACAGCAGCCGUUCCCCUCCUGUUACCUCAACAGACAACCCACGGUGGUUUGUGCGUGAUGGGAUACGGUCAACACCUCCAUCUCGAGCUUCAUCGACAACCCCAUUGCCUUCUUCCCCAAAGUCACCCCGCCUAGUCGCCACACAACACUCGGGCCGUUGCACUCCUUCGUCUCCUCGCAUCACACGCAAGAGUCUCGAAGACAUUCGAGCAUGCGAGGAAGAACUUGCUCAACAACACCGCAGGGCAGUGGCUGAGCGGUUACGUGAUCAGGAACAGGAGCGACAGGAACGUCACCGUCUAGAAGAGAUCCUGUCCUUGUGUGCAGAGUAUGAACGUCGCUCACAUGAUUCUAAUCACAGACUGUCACCAGACUCGAACACUGAAGAUGCCACGUCUCCACCUGCCAGUGAGUCUUCGCCACCGCGGGAAGAUGACAAGAGCUCUUCUGACCCCUCAGAGUCGUCCGUGACCAGCGUUACAACAGAGGACAAUAAACGAAAUGCUGAUAAUGCUGACAGUAAGGAUGCUGCGGCAACAAAAUCUGGGCAACAGCCUCAAGUAAUACAUAAUGUACUGCCAGAAAGUGUUCAGGAGACUGGAACAAAAGUGGCAGCUACUACAGCUAUCAAAACGCCAGAACAGCUAGUGAACACAACAGGGCCACCCGAGCCUGCACCACGCACAAUUCGAUGCCAGCCUGCAGAGCUUGCAGGAAGCCACUACCACAACAGAAUCAAGACGAAUGGUUCACUCACUGCUGCAGUGGCUGCUUCAGGAAUAGAAACUGACUCUAAAUGCAAUGGGAGACGAGAAAGCUGUGGGACGGCUAGUGACAUGUUACUGGCAGUUGGCAAGAGGCCCCUUAAUGCUACAUCAUCAGAAGAUGAACUCACAAACAUACUAGGUGGAGGUGGUUCCUCCAAAUCGAGCCCGCGCUCGGAAACAGAUGGUACUGUAGGCGUUGCAGACAACGCAGCGCCGCGACCGGCACCUGAGCUGUCCCCUAUUAUUCCGCCUACAAGUCCAAUUGGGUCACCACGUCCCCGAAUUCGCACUGUUCCACCAACAGCUGCGGACAGUAACCGUGCUGCUUGGCCAUCAUUGCAAAAUACCUGGACAGACGAAAGCAUGCGUCGUCUUCCUGAGCGUGGCGGGUCUCUAAACUUCGGAAAGGGAUCUCUGGACAGGCCUCAGGUCCCAUUACGGAGGGCAAGGUCUACUUCAGACGACAUGAGCCUCCUGAGGAGGCAAAGGGAAGGGUCUCUUCAUCAGAUCGCAAAACUGAAGACUGAUAUUAUCACACUGGAAGCUCGUGUCAGUGAAGGAAUGCGAGAGCUUGAACUAGAGCACGCCUUGGUGACUGGAGAGCUGAGCGAUGCACAGGGCUGCCAGAAGGAGGACCUAUUGGCUCUCGAAGAGCUGCAACAGGAAGAGAUGAUGCUGACACGGCGCAGGGAACAUGACAGAGAGCAGGAACGUCUUGAAUUAGAAUCGCAUGAGAAUCGCAUUGCCCACUGGGAGCAAGUGCAACACGCCUUGCUAGCAGAGCUAACAACGAACAGCCGUGGACGUUCACGUAGUGAGGUGGAGCAGGAGUAUCGCUGUGCUCUAGAAGCCUUGGAAGCUGAACGGAGGGCAUAUGAGGACAUAGAGUUUGGUCAGCUGGAACAAGAUGCUCACAUGGAAGAGGAACGAGAAGCCGUCCUUUUACGCUCUCAUACACUACGUGAUGCCCUAAGGGAAAGGCAGAUCAAGAUUAGAGAGUUGAUGGAACAACAGAAAGCUAUAGCCAUGCAAAUUGAACAGGAAAAAUCAAUCUCAGCGCUAGACAAGCAGUUGAUCCAGACUGAGCUCACACGAGAACAGCGGAAGCUUGAUGCCUUGGACCAGCAGCUGAGAGAUCUCAUGCCUCUGAAAAGCUCAACACAUGUAGUGGAUGACAGCAGCUCGUCCUCGGACUCAGAAUGUGACACCGUCUUCAAGCCUGCUACCCAAAGUCACUGGAACAAUAUUCACCUACACAUGGACUCAUUGAGAAUACCUGGAAACGACUCAAGCUUUCUGAGUGUAGAAGAAUCCGAGUCCUCCAGCAUUGUCAGCAGCAGCGACAUGCCAAACGAGAGUGUAAGCAGCAGCAGCGACGACCGCAGUCGACCCACCAGCGAACACGCGCCUACGCACGGAGCAUUGCAGGUUCAUCAGCAGGAGCGCAGCCAGGCCCUCGAAGAAGGAUCUUUAUUGCUUCCACGUUCAGGUGACGAUGCCAUCCAUCAAGAGAUAAGGCGUCGAGAAAAGCACAAGGCACAGCGUCCACUAACACGAUACCUGCCAGUGCGUGGGGCAGAGUGUGACCUGCGCCAGCAUGUGGAGUCAGCAGGUCAUCAGGUGGAACUAUGUCCACAUGUGCGAAUAACAUCCUCCUCUUGCUGCGGCUAUCUCCAUAAGUUGAGUGGACGCUGGAGGUCAUGGAAACGCCGUUGGUUCCUCUUCGACCGAAGCAGACGAGCACUCAUCUACUUCUCAGACAAGACACAGACAAAGCUGAAGGGUGCUGUACCUUUCCAGGUAAUAGAAGAAGUCUAUGUGGAUCACCAGCACCAGCAAGGAAGUGGCAAGAAUGCAUUAGUAGGGUUCUGCGUGAAGACGCGAGAGCGCACUUUCCACCUUGCGGCACCAACGCCUGAGGCCAUGCGCAUCUGGGUGGAUGUUAUAUUCACAGGAGCAGAGGGCUACCUGGAAUUUAUGCCGGACGACCCUUUACCCCCACGCAGGACAUAAGCCGGAUGCUGCUCAUGAGGGUACAUUGAUGGACAAGGUAGUCUCGGGUGGACAUGGAAUUCUCCACGUGUGGCUGGAUCAUCCAUCGCAAGUGAAGUUAGCACCCCGUUACUGGAGUAUUUCUCGGCAGCAAAGCCAGCCUCUUUGUUACCACAGCGCUCAUUGCAUCAUAUCACAAUGCAUACUUAUCGCCCAGGACGGUAAAUACCUACUCCUAUAAAUGAGCAGUUGCACUACCUUAUACAUUGGACCACACUGUCGUAUUGUUGCACAUAUCAUUGUGUGUAUGAACAUUUGUUUUUCCUCUUCUAACAGUCAUUUUUAUGAAAUGAUACCUGCUCCAGAGUGUCUCCAUAAGGGACAACCAAGUUUCAUGUAACACCUGUCGCAUUAGGUGAAGUUUGUGUUUGGAAAAUAGUUAGUUUCACUUCGUAAUAUGCAGGUUUGGAACAGCUUAAACUGUGUUAGUGACAGAAAACUAUUUUGUUUCCUUUUUCAUUAAAUUUUGACUUCUAGUUACAGUUUCAUAUAUGAUAGAUGUGUAUAGUGCGUAUAGCUGCUUCACUCCAUGAAAUGCUUUACGGCAUACCUUGAUUCACUUGCACAGUUCAAAGGUCAGCAUGAGCAACUUAGAAGUUAUACUAUGUGUAGCUAAUUUCAUAAUUUGAGGACUUGAGAUACUGUACCAAUGUAAAAUGUUGACAGCAUGAAUCUCGAACUGCUGUGCUAUUUAAAUAACAGGAACUGCAGUGGUUCCUUUCACUGAGCAGAACUCGGUGCACUCACGUAGAUGAGGCACCAACGUGGCUAAGCAGCACAUCAAGUUCGUCGUAGUUCCUUCCUUGCCAACACCGUUUCAUAAACCACUCUAGUCCAGUACAAAUAUUGAUUAUUUCACAACGCUGUCAGAAAACUUGUGGUGAUACCUACACCCUUCAAAGUCUGUUCCAAGAAAGUCAUUUAUAAUGCAACUUGCCAAUGUACAAUACAUGUAGGAAAGACAUGUUGUUAACGUCCACAUGAAGGUUAUUAUCAGUACAACUUUACAAGACUGUGUACUGCUUACUGACUGGAAAGCGUUAACUUAUUCGUGUGGUCAGGUAUACAGCGAAGAAGUGGUGCCACUGUAGUGGGGGUGGACUUAGGUAGGCUUACUGACGUUUGCAUUUGCGUCAACACUGGUUGUGGUUUGUGCCUGCAUUUUGUGGUUUUUCCCGCUGCCAAGUUCUGUGCUGUGGAGAAAGGGCUUACACCAUAGUGCAGGAAUCUGAGGUACUUGAGUCUGCAGCACUUGUAUUAGCCAAACAUUAUAAUGAUUGGAUAUUCAUACACUUUAAUUUUAGCAUCCAACUUGGAGAGCAGCACAAUCUGUAACAGACUGAGGUGGCCUCUUUCGAGUUUAUCCCAGACAGUUUGGGAAAGUAACCAUGACAUAACCUGUUACAGUCCACUUGGGAUCUAUCCCCUUGAUGGCAAAUGUGCGGUACCUUCACUCACAGAAAGGUGAUUUCUUUUUCUGAGAACUGAUAUUAUGGGCUGCAAUGCACUGGUGUACAACAUCAGUAUGACAUUGUGUGUACAUGCUUUACAUGACAAAAUGCUGCCAUUGAAAAGCGUGCUGCAAAGGAAUAGUUCCAUCGCAAAACAGAAAACUAUGAAAUUGUGUCGUGUUCUUCACUUGAGUUUCUGAUAAAAAGUAAUAAUUGGAGAGGUGGUUUUCAAAAUGAGGGAAGGUAUGUUUUGCCAAAGAUAAAAUAUGUGGCUGAAGGAUGAAUAGCAGGUGGUGCCAUGCCCUAAACCACUCCAUGUCCACGCAAAAUUACAGGAUGAACAAAUUAGUGGCAAAAUGUGUGAAUAAUGCACGCGCGUUACAUUAAAAAAUAAACUCCUAGUGCGGGGGAACUAAAAGAGAGACGGACAACACACAGCACUGACUGACAAACAUGUGCAGUCGCUUUCUCACUAAGAAAAACAUGACUUGGCUCAAUUUGGAAAUCACCUCGUUUGGUGAUAAUUUGCAGGCACAUUCAUUUUCUGUGUGUAGCACCUGCCAACCAUAUGUCCACACUGUAUGGUUGAAAAGAGCUCAUACACUUAGUAUUUUUGUGUCCUUGUUGCAUUAAGACCAGAAGUUGGCUCGUUGUAGCUAACACACUUGAAGAUACCGCCACGGAAGGAUAGUGUGUCUAGAGAAAAUGUUAAACAUUGUGAAAAGUAUGACACAGUUGCUUCAGUGAACAGUUCACAAAGGUAUAGCCCUACUGAUGCUCUUGUAGUACAUCGAAGAUGUCAAUAACAGUGUUUCAGUCAGCAUGCAGCAGGUGCUUUAGUUGACCCACUUUCUGAUGUGGCAGGUUACACUUCAAAGCAGGUGGUCGUGUGACAAGUGCUGUUGUUUGUACUUUGGGCAACAACAAAGUUAUUAACUUCUCUGCAUCGGCCAAGGUGACAGGGCUUUUGGUAUCACAUGACUCUCAUGCAGUGUCCUCCCAUGAGGGAACUGUUUAAAAAGUCGUGCUGAUGAUGAAGUCGAUGUCAGAGUUCUGAGCACAUCUUGUUUAAUACCGUUGUCAUCACCAGUCCUUCCUCACCACCAGUUUUCCUCGGGCUGUAUAUUGCUGACGUCAGAUAUACUGGAUGUGCCAAUGAUUUGGUGUAACACUUCACAAUCGUAAGGGAGAAAUUUGAGUGCUCACUGUGAAAGAAGCCUAAAUUUUGAGCAUGACAUCAGGAUUAUCACAUUUGCUGGUUGUAUUUUUCGAGUGUUCUCAAAUUUAUGUGUGGUACCUCUUCCGUUGAUUGAGUGAUCUUCUGCACGAGACCCACACUCCAUUUUGACAGGCCAAACAUCUUGGAUUCUCUACAAGGUGUACUUGUUAUUACAAUCUUACUAUUGUUUAGAGCAGACAAGAACAGAAUGAAAUAUAGAGACAAAUAUCAUACAAGUGUUCUUCUUUACCAGUGUGCACAGCUGCGAUCACUAUUUUUCUUUUACCUUUUACAAGGCACACUUUCACUGGGGCGAACGAUGGGUCUACCAUCUGAGCACUCUUUAAGCAUCUAAGUCAAAACAAAAGAGCAGCCACAUGCUGCUUAUACGUAGUCAUUCUUGCACUCGCAGUUGUAGAGAAGCGAGGCAUGGGUGCUUGUACAAUGUACGAAAUGAGUGGAUGUGUUUCAUUCUGUACAUAGGUGAGAAUGAACAUCAAAUGACAUGUUUUCCCAAGUGUAUGAUAGCUUCCUGUUGCGGGCAGUGAGUGUGUAUGGGUGGGUAGGCGGCUCUCCUGGAGGCGUACUGAAAGAACAGCUGCUUGUCUCGAUCAUGGUGCCUAGUAUAUAGUGGUUGACAUGGUUAUUCACAACUUUGAGCAGAUCACAGUGAGUUGGAACUUAAAGAUGUUGGUGGCACCUUUACUUUUCUCUUAAGAUGGUUAGUUAUAUCAGCCACUGGUGGCCGAUACUCCAUCUAAGCUCUUUUCUGGGUGAUUGUGUUUUGUCUGGCUUUAUUUACUUCACUUUUUUUUUUUAGUUUUGUCAGCUAUGGAGUGCACGAUGUUCCAUUUUGUCGCAUUCUUCUGGAUAUAUAUUUGUGCGUCUUGUGAUCUUGUCGACAGUGUCUUGGUUAUGUUUACUGCCCAAUUUAUUCAUGACUGCAACUGAUUCCAUCAAGCAUCACUCGUUUGACACUGGAAGCUCUAAAUGAAUAACUGGGGUUCAGGGUUUUCUCUGAUGUACUGAAUGUGUUUGUAUGUUACAAGUACUAUAGAUCUUGUACUAGCUCUUGUAGCUGUAGUACUAAGUACACAACCUCAGUUACGCAGUUUGUCCUUCGACACCGCAAAUUGUGCAGGUGCACUGCUAAGGACAACGUUGUGAAGAUUGAGAUACUUACCUCAUAUGAAGCCUAUUGCAAGCAUACAGUUUUGGACCGGGAGCCACAAAACAGUCUACCACGCUUAUACACUGUGAAGUGUUUGUUCUUCCUUUUUUCUUUAAGUAAUACAGAUUUUUAAUAAAAAAUUUAUGACAGCACCACAGAUAUAGUUUUUUUGCAAGUGGAUUUGGGUCAGUCGGACAUUCUGUGCAAUAGAGAUGAUGAUUAAAUGCCUGAUGAUUGAUUAUCUAACAUUUGUUAAUCAACUUCGUAAUUGGAGGUUUUCUGGCAUAUGUUAGAUUUGGAGAAGUGGGGACAGUCAUUUCCAACUUCCGAGAAAUUUUUGUACGUGGUUUGCAAUACACGAUCUUGUGUGUCUCAGAGUAUGUGCUUAUUUCAAACUGCCUAAAAAACACUUAUAAUAUACAUGCAUUGAUUGAUAUAUAUAUAAUUGAUUUAUGAAUUUUAGCUCUUUAUUUAUCUUAUAGUUGCACACUCUGUUGUAUUCAAUGUUCACCUGGCCACAUAACCAACCUGCAAAAACAGUACCUGUGCGGCUCUCACAUAUAUUUCAUGAAAAAUUUGUAUUGCUUAAAAAAGAAGAAACACCUCAUAGAAUGGCCUUUGGUAGUUCUGCUACUACAGUGACAUGGUUUCAGAGGUGGUUGCAUCAGUUAACCUGUAUUAUUAACCUGUUCCGUGAAGAAGACAUUGAUUGUUUUCCUGUCACUAAGUGGUGACGGAUUUUAUUUGAUACCUGUAGGUCACAAAACGGUUUUCUACAUGCUACUUUGUGAAACACGUUCUUUGUGAGUAGUUACCGCUCUUGUGUACAGUAAGUGUUUUAUGUUGUGAAACUGCUUGUAUCUUGUGACAGACACAGUCAAUGUGGCAUCAGCAUUCACAUGCUCAGUUUACAAGUAGGGCAUUACUUCAUUGUAUUGAACUUUUAAUGUGCAUUUACUCUUGGUUUCAUUCAUAUGACAAGCUGUAUCUUUAUUAGAAUUCAUUAAACUAUUGUUGCUACAGCGUA